UGAGCUCAGGGUAUCGCUUGUGCAGAGAACAGCAACGAUAUUAUUUUAUUCCGAAGUAUUUUUCAACAUUGCACUUGUCAUUUUCCCAUUAUUCCUCUCUUUUUUUCGUGCGUUCGCCGUCUCCAUUUUCGGUUUUUCUUUGGAGGGAAGGUGAGGGAGAAGAGGUUUUCUACGCUACAGAUAUGGGUUAAUGGUGUGUGAAAGAAGCUGCUGGUGAUCAUCCGUUUGGCUGCUGCUUGUCAGGUGCCAGUGGGCUAUAUACCUUUUCUCUCUGGUCUUUGUUUUUGCUGGUGAUCAGAAUUUCUACUAACGAGGUUUGCAUCUUCGGAAGUUCGUCGUGUCCGUUAAGUAGUAAACCAUCCAAAAGCAAAAAGUAGUUUUCUUCUGGUUGGAUUGAAGAUUUUUUUCUUAUUUAUGGAGAGAUUGAAUAAGAGAGUCUAUAACAGCUUAUUUUUUUGACAAAUUUUGAGGUUUUUGAGCUGAUAUCCAUCAUCAUCAAGAAUAAGAAAGAAGCAAUUUUGAAUUUUUGUGAAGGUGAACAGCAUUUCCUCCUGGUCUUUGAGGUUUUUGAAUCCAUUUGGGACUUGCUUUGGCCUGGAUCUGUUACCUGGUUUUAGCUGGUAAAAGGAUCAGGUCAUUGCCAUACCAGGAGAAGCGUUAUUAGAUUCUUUUCUCUUGGAACCAUGACGACUUUUCCUCGCGCUGAAUCAAGGAGAUCGUAUUCGUGGUGGUGGGACAGUCAUAUCAGUCCAAAGAAUUCGAAAUGGCUUCAGGAAAAUCUGACAGAUAUGGACAUGAAAGUUAAAGCAAUGAUCAAGCUAAUAGAGGAAGAUGCUGACUCCUUUGCGAGGAGGGCUGAGAUGUACUACAAGAAACGACCUGAGCUUAUGAAACUGGUGGAGGAGUUCUACCGAGCAUACCGAGCUUUGGCUGAAAGAUAUGACCAUGCAACUGGGGCUCUCCGCCAUGCUCAUCGAACAAUGUCUGAAGCUUUUCCCAAUCACAUUCCACUUGCACUGCCUGAUGAAUCUCUCUCCAAUAACACUCCAGAAUCGCCUUCACCUAGGCGAGCGAUGUUUGGUACUGAUGAUUUGCAGAAGGUUGCAUUUGGUAAUCCAACACCUUUUAAUGCUUUUGAUAGGAGUGCGCCACCUGAAGAAAAUGAAACCUUCGCAACCAAGAAAGGGUUAAAGCAUAUUAUCAAUCGAGAGGGGGUAGCACGUGUGAAAUUACCUGAAGGUGAUGAUAUGAAAGAUCUUAAUGUUCAUGAGGAUGAAAUAACAGCUCGUGUGAGAUUACCCGAAGGGAAGGUUAGGAGAAGUCUUAAUUUUGAGGAGGAUGAAGAAGAUGGCCCAAAUGCAAAAGUUUUUAUUGAUUCUAAAAGCCAUUUACAGCCAGAACUCAUGCAGAAAGAGAACGUCACAUAUGGAGUAAAACAUCUGCAAGAACAAGUUUCUCAGUUUUCAAAUGAGAACCAGAAGCUUAAGGCUCAAAUAGAGUUAGAAUCCAAGAAUUUGGAUUUAUCCAGGGGUGAAGUUCAGAAUUUGAGAAAUGAGAUGUCAAAAUUAGAAUCUGAGAAGGAUGCUGCUCUUCUGCAGCAGCAGUUAUCUCAUGAAAAUAUAUCUAGUUUGGAGAUUGAAAUCUCUAAAUUGAAAAAUGAAAUUAAGAAGCUCAAUGAGGAAAUGGAGAUGGCAGUCUUGAAGUUGAAUGGUGCAGAACAACGAUGUCUUGCAUUGGAGAAAGCAAAUCAGAGUCUACAAUUAGAACUUGAAGCAGCAAAAAUAGAGUUGGAAGAACUCAGACUUUCUAUAAAUCAGAGUGAACAGAAGCGUGAGGAGGCUGAAAUGUCUCUCCAAUUGAAGGAACAGCUGUAUAACCAGUCUAAUGAAAAGGUUAUGCGAAUGACAUUGGAAAUUCAAAGUCUUCUUGAGAAACUGAGGGAAGUUGGACAUAAUAAAGUGGGUUUAGAGGAAGAGGUUUCCCAACUUAAAGAUAUGAAUUCUACUCUAAAUGAACACAACUUGGCAUGUGCUUUGAAGAUGAAGCACUUGGAAGAUGAGAUAGUUUCCUUGAAGGAAAUAAAUGGUAAACUAGAAGAUGAAAUUGAAAUCCAGGCAGAGAACAAGAAAAUUCUUCAGCAAGAGUUUGAGUCUCUGAAGGAAGACAAAAAUGUGAUUGAAUUGAAUCAUCAAAGUCUAACAAAAGAAAUGGAAGCAGCCAGCUUACAUAUUGAAUCCCUAGAGACACAAGUGAAGGAUCUGCAAUAUGGUCAUACUGAACUGAAAGAAUGUUGCAGUAAGCUUGAAUACGAGAAGCUGCAAUUUCUCAAUAAAUUGAAGGAUAUGGAUUCGGUUUCUGAGAGGAAUUCAGCCUUGGAGAACUCUUUAUCUGAUGCAAAUGUGGAGCUUGAGGAGUUUAGAGAGAAAAUUGUAGUUCUAGAAGGUUCGUGCGAGUCACUAAAUGCUGCAGUUUCCACUCAUGUUAGUGAAAAGACUGCUCUAGCCUUUCAGAUAGAGACUCUUGCAGGGAAUGUGGAGAAACUUUCCGAAAAAAAUACGUUAUUGGAGAACUCUCUUGAUGAUGCAAAUACUGAACUCGAAGGUUUGCGCUUAAAAUUAAGGGACUUGGAAGAGUCAUUUCAAUCUCUCUCUCAUGCAAAUUCAGAUCUCAUUGCCCAAAAGAAUAAUCUGAUCUCUCAGUUAGAGAGCAUUCAGCAGAGUCUUAUAAAUCUGGAGACUACACAUGCUGCAUUGGAAGGCAAACACUUAGAUCUAGUGAAGGAAAAAGAUCUAUCUGUUAACAAAAUUUUGAAUCUUGAAGGCUCAUUGAGUGUUAUGCAGAAAGAGCAUGAAUCGCUUAUCCACUCAAAGAAUAUGAACUUGAACACCUUGGAAAACCAUCUUCAUCUCCUGCAAGAAGAUAAGCAGCUCAAGGAGGAGGAGUUAGAGGCAGAGCAACAAAGAUGCUUGUCUCAUAUGACUGAGAUUUUUAUUUUACAGAGAUGUCUUUGUGACAUGUCAAAUUCCUCAAUAAUUGAAAAGCAGAAGCACAAGUCCCUUAUCCAGUCGAUUGAGAUUCAACUGGCUGCUUUAGAAAGCCAUAUCCAUCUUCUGCAAGAUGAAAGGAAAGUCAGAGAUAUUAAAAUUGAGGAAGAAGAGCAAAAAUCCAUGAACUCUAUGCUUGAGAUUGUCAUCUUGCAGAGAUGCUUGUCUGAAAUGAAAGAGGAGAAUUUCACUCUCUUGCAGGAGUGUCAGAAGCAUCUAGAGGCCUCUAAAUGUGCUGCUAAGCUAAUCAAACAGCUCGAAGACAGAGAAUUAGUUCAGAAGGAAAACAUCACUCUAUUAAGGGAGCAUAUAUCUAAGGUCAGGGAUGGUAUCCAACUUCUGCUCAAACCGCUUAAUAUCAACAAGGAGCUGAUGAACAUUGAGGGAAGUGAAGUUGUCAUUCUUCCAGCUAUUCUGGGAGAGAUUAAGACUCUACUGGCUUCCAUUUCCGAUAUCCGUGAUGAAAAUCAACUUUUUUGUAUGGAGAUAUCGGUUUACCUCAGCAUUCUAAAGCAAACUGGACUGGAAAAAGUUCUUUUAAGUCAGGAGCUUGAAAAAAUAAACAAGCAAUCACAUUUUUUGGAAGAGGAGCACCGUCAGCUCUUUGGGGAAUACGAACAACUUUUUCAUGACAUGAGCGCCACAGAGUUUACAAACAUAAUUUUAAAAGCUGAAUUAGAAUCCUUCGCUAGAAAAUUAAUUGAUUCAUGGGAGAAAUGUUACAACUUGAUAGAAGAAAGGAAUGCUUUGGAAGAGGAAAACUGUUUAAUGUGUGUAGAUGCUAUGACACUGGAGAAUCUCUACUUGUUCUUUAGGAACCUAAAUGCAGAAAACAUGCAACAGUUGAAGUUGCUUAGUGGUGACAUGUGCUCUCUUCUUAAUGUCAAGAAUGGCCUUGAUGAAGAGAUCAGAGGAAGUAAAUCGAGAGUGAAAGCUAUUGAACAUGAAAACAAGCAGCUCAAGGAAUCUCUCAUCUUGUUGGAAGAUUUGAAAUGUCGAAAUACAAUUUCGGAAUUUGAUUUGGACUGUGUCUAUAGUUUCUAUGAAGAUCUGAUCCUUCAAGUUGAAGAUGGGGAGAAUUUGUUGAAGCAGAAAAGCAUGGAGCUGUCAAACUUGAAUGAUAUUCUUCAGUCUAAACAAGGGGAGGUUACUGAAUUAUGCAGAAAUAUUGAGGUCUCCAAUAAGGAAGUAGAUGAGGCCAAAAUCAUGAGAUCCGAUUUAGAGAAUAGAAUUGAAAAUUUAUUAGAGGGUACUGCCUGUAAAGAUAAGCAGAUUACUAAUUUUGAAGGAGAAAAUAGAUCUCUUCAUGAGGAAUUAAAUAGGUUUAAAUUUGAAGUUGAAGCACUUAGAUUGAGGGAACAAAGUCUUUCUAAUGAGCUGAUAGAAGAAAAAGAAGAGGUUGAUCGGUGUGAAUUAGAAAUCAUGAACUUAUUCAGCGAGGUUCAAGCUUCUGUAGUUAAUGCAACAGUGCUUGAUGAGAACAUGUUCGAGUUGGCUUCGCGAUGCGAGAGUCUUGACAUGUCUGCUAUGGUGCUGAGAGAGGCUCUGAAAGAGGAGAUUAUCUUAAAAAAUACACAAGCAGUUGAGUUGAAAAAGAAGCUUGAAGAUUUUGAAGAUGAGAAUGGAAAGCUCAGAACCAACCUGAAAGUGCUUAGUCCUCUCUUUUUUUCUUUAGGGAAUGGCAUUUCAGAUGUGGAGAAGCAUGUAUGUCAACUAGAAGAAUUCGAUCGAGAUCAGGAGAAUUCUUCAUCUGAUCAUAAGGAGAACCAUGAAACAAGCACUGGUGAUCAUGAUCAUUCCACCAUGUCAGGAGUUUUAGAGAUGCAGAACAUGAUUGCCAAAGUUGGGGCACUUAAAAACUUGGUAGUAGGUACCAAAGGUCACCUUGAUCACGAAAGACUCCAAUCUGCUGCCACGUUAGAGUCUGCAAGAAGAGAAAUUGAAGAGUUAAAGCUAAAGGAGAGCUCUACCAGGGAAGUAAAUCAAGGGAAAGAAACAUCGAAUACGGUGAAAGAUAUCGAACUUGAUCAAGUAUCGAGUUCAUUUGGUGCUAGUAGGAUCCAGGGCGCAGAAUCGAACGAUCAAAUGCCCAAUUCAUGGGAAGCCGGCACCGAUACCGACCAAAGCAACAGGGCGUCUACUGAUCAUGGCAUUGAGGCAGUAGAGGAAGUGAAGAGUGAGAGGCCUUCACCAGUGCUUGUAACUGGGAAAGAUUUUGGUGUUUAUAAAAUGGAAAUAUCCAAAGAGAUUAAAGAAUCCCAAGAAGAGUGGAACAGGAGGGUCAUCAAAAGGCUUGCUUUUGAUGCUGAAAAGCUCUCUUCUCUUGAGUCCAGCGCUCAAGAACUGAAGCUGAAGAUGGAGAAGUCUAGCACAAAUGCGCAGCAGAAUCGGGUGCAGUUUGAUGCCAUCUGGGCGAAAUUGAAAGACGCCGAAGUAGCAAUUUCUGAUCUUGUUGAUAGAAAUGAUAAGCUGACAAUGAUGGUCAAGUCUUAUUCAGAUUCCUAUAAUGGCGAAGAAACGGGGCGACCCGAGAGAAGCCAAAUAUUGGAACAUGCUCGAAACGCUUCCGAUAGGAUUGGGAUGUUGGAGUUGGAGUUGCAGAAGCUCGAUUAUAUAUUUCUCAAGCUCCAAGAAGAGUGGGAGAACUAUCCCUCCAGAGAAGGGGGUGAUAGGACUCCUAGAGUGUUAUUGAGGGACUACCUCUAUGGAAGAAAGGGCAGGAAGGGGAGGAAAAGAGACUUUUUCUGUGGCUGCAUGAGACCAAGGACACAGGAGAACUACUGAUUCUGGUUUUUCUAAGGUUUUUCUUUUACUCAACUAAUGGCCAGAGACUUUGUAAAUCAUGGAAGAAAGGCAUGUAAGUUUGUAGAAUAACCUUUCUUCUUUCUCUGCAUUGCUAGAUAGUUUUUGAGAAAUUUUUAUACCUUGAAAGGCUUAUGAUCUGAGGUUGUGUUGGGAUGUUUUUUGAGCUUUCCUAAGGGAAUGCAUUGUAUGAUGAGGUUUUUUACUUGUUUUUUGUUUUUACUUUUUUCUAUGCUGAUGCAUUAUAUCAAAUA
Molecule: messenger RNA, 6100 nt
Organism: Dendrobium catenatum
Lineage: Eukaryota; Viridiplantae; Streptophyta; Magnoliopsida; Asparagales; Orchidaceae
Product: protein NETWORKED 1A
Exons: 8
Coding region: 684-5828 (1714 amino acids)
Cellular component (GO): plasma membrane
Molecular function (GO): actin filament binding
Source: RefSeq, a predicted model, not a curated record